AUGGAUAAUCACAGAGUAAUCUACUCAAAACUGAAUUUGCCCCCAAACCCGAAGAACCAGGAGAGAAAGUCUAAGGGCAAAAAAAGCUCCAUUUUAGUAACUGAACAAGAAAUAACCUAUGCGGAAUUAAGCCUUCAAACUGCUUCUCAGGAUCUUCUAGACAAUGACAAAACUUUCCACAGCAAAGCGACCGCAACACAGAAGCAGACCAAUUCUUUCCAAAAUGAAAACAACCAGAAAAUAUAUAAUUGUAGUUGUCCAGAGGAAUGGUUUACAUAUUCCAACAGCUGUUAUUACAUUGGAAAGGAAACAAAAACUUGGGAGGAGAGUAUGAUGGCCUGUGCUUCUAUGAACUCCAGCCUGCUUUAUAUAGAUGAUGAAGAAGACAUGGUAGGACUUUAA
Carlito syrichta (Philippine tarsier) is the source of this 402-nucleotide messenger RNA. Its product is annotated as NKG2-A/NKG2-B type II integral membrane protein-like. NCBI's taxonomy places the organism in Eukaryota, Metazoa, Chordata, Mammalia, Primates, Tarsiidae. The transcript has 3 exons. The record is from RefSeq and is a predicted model, not a curated record. Gene Ontology annotation, biological process: stimulatory C-type lectin receptor signaling pathway; positive regulation of natural killer cell mediated cytotoxicity. The coding region runs from base 1 to 402 and encodes 133 amino acids.